AUGACUGCCUCGAGUCCGUUUUCUGCACUUGUUGUUGGGCCAGCGCGAGAGGAAACCCCUAACUCUCUGUAAUGCCUCGAUACGUUACCCCAGGCCUGGCUCUUGCUGCACGCACAAUAAAUUUACGGUUUUCAA
Chondrus crispus (carragheen) is the source of this 135-nucleotide messenger RNA. RefSeq lists its product as hypothetical. The coding region runs from base 1 to 72 and encodes 23 amino acids. The transcript is spliced from 2 exons. Lineage: Eukaryota; Rhodophyta; Florideophyceae; Gigartinales; Gigartinaceae. The record is from RefSeq and is a predicted model, not a curated record.